UGUAUGGCGUGGUUAAGCUUGCAGCCUGUCACCUCAGCCUUCCUCCAUUUUGGGCUGGUUACUUUUGUGCUGUUUUUGCAUGGUUUGCAGGUGGAUGCUGGCCUGACGGGAGACUCAACCAGUUCAGUACAAAACAGCUCGUGUUCAGGAUCUUUUGACUGCAAGGAAGGUGUUAUUCUGCCAAUAUGGUAUCCAGAAAACCCAUCACUUGGGGACAAAAUUGCCCGUGUUAUCGUGUACUUUGUAGCACUGAUUUACAUGUUCCUUGGAGUCUCCAUCAUUGCAGAUCGUUUCAUGGCAUCUAUAGAGGUCAUUACAUCACAAGAGAAAGAAAUCACAAUUAAGAAACCCAAUGGAGAGACCACAACGACCACCAUUAGGAUUUGGAACGAAACUGUUUCCAACUUGACCCUCAUGGCUCUGGGCUCCUCUGCUCCCGAGAUCCUUCUGUCUCUGAUAGAAGUGUGUGGGCAUGGAUUUGUAGCUGGAGACCUGGGGCCAUCUACAAUUGUUGGCAGUGCUGCUUUCAAUAUGUUUAUCAUCAUUGCCAUCUGUGUCUAUGUGAUCCCCGAUGGGGAAACCAGAAAGAUAAAACACCUGAGGGUUUUCUUUGUCACAGCUGCGUGGAGCAUCUUUGCUUACAUCUGGUUGUACAUGAUCCUUGCUGUCUUCUCUCCAGGUGUGGUUCAAGUCUGGGAAGGUCUGCUCACACUUUUCUUCUUUCCACUUUGUGUCCUUCUGGCUUGGAUAGCAGAUAGACGUCUGCUUUUCUAUAAGUACAUGCACAAAAAGUACCGUACUGACAAGCACAGGGGCAUUAUCAUAGAGUCAGAAGGUGAUCACCCUAAGGGAAUUGAGAUGGAUGGCAAGAUGAUGAACUCCCACUUUCUAGAUGGAAACUUAGUGACUAUGGAGGGAAAGGAGGUAGAUGAAUCUCGCAAAGAGAUGAUCCGGAUCCUUAAGGACCUGAAGCAAAAGCACCCAGAAAAGGACUUGGACCAGCUGGUAGAGAUGGCUAACUACUACGCCUUGUCUCACCAGCAGAAAAGCAGAGCCUUUUAUCGCAUUCAAGCUACGAGAAUGAUGACAGGGGCUGGCAAUAUUCUGAAGAAGCAUGCAGCUGAGCAAGCCAAGAAGAGCACCAGCUUGCAUGAGGUGCGGCCAGAUGAACCUGAGGAAUUCAUCUCCAAAGUUUAUUUUGACCCGUGCUCCUACCAGUGUCUGGAGAACUGUGGUGCUGUUCUCCUGACUGUGGUGCGGAAAGGAGGGGACAUGUCCAAGACCAUCUAUGUGGACUAUAAAACAGAGGAUGGCUCUGCCAAUGCUGGUGCUGACUACGAGUUCACAGAGGGGACUGUUGUCUUGAAAUCAGGGGAGACCCAGAAGGAGUUCUCAGUGGGAAUUAUCGACGAUGACAUCUUUGAAGAAGAUGAGCAUUUCUUUGUACGGCUCAGUAACCUCCGUGUAGUGGAGAGUGAAGAACCUCCAGAGCUCAGUAACUGCCCAUACCCAAAGGCCAUGUUGGCUUCUCCUUGUGUGGCCACAGUGACUAUACUGGAUGAUGACCACGCUGGCAUCUUCACAUUUGAGUGUGAUGUUAUACAUGUCAGUGAGAGCAUUGGUGUGAUGGAAGUCAAAGUCCUAAGGACAUCAGGUGCUCGGGGUACAGUGAUAGUGCCAUUUAGGACAGUAGAAGGAACAGCAAAAGGAGGUGGAGAAGACUUUGAAGACUCUUACGGGGAAUUGGAGUUCAAGAAUGAUGAAACUGUCAAAACAGUUCACAUCAAGGUAAUUGAUGAUGAGGAGUAUGAAAAAAACAAGAGUUUCUUCAUUGAGCUGAUGAGUCCCCGUAUGGUGGAUAUGAGUUUACAGAAAGGUGUCUUGCUAAAUGAGCAUGGGACCUACAGGAAGUCUGGGGAAGGACUGUUUAGAAAGGCUUAUGCUAAGGAACUCCUUCUUCUAUCAGAUGCUAUGGGAAUAGCAAAGAAAUGGGAAGAAAAAGAUCCUCUGACAGUAGAAGAGGAGGAAGCCAAGAGGAUUGCAGAGAUGGGCAAGCCAAUACUCGGCGAGCAUCCCAAACUCGAAGUCAUCAUUGAGGAGUCCUACGAGUUCAAGAACACCGUGGACAAGCUGAUUAAGAAGACAAACCUGGCUUUGGUUGUAGGGACACAUUCCUGGAGGGACCAGUUCUUGGAGGCCAUUACUGUCAGCGCAGCGGGUGAUGAGGACGAGGACGAGUCCGGUGAGGAGCGCCUGCCGUCCUGCUUUGACUACGUGAUGCACUUCCUGACGGUCUUCUGGAAGGUGCUGUUCGCUUGCGUGCCCCCCACCGAGUACUGCAAUGGCUGGGCCUGCUUCGUGGUCUCCAUUCUCAUCAUCGGCAUGCUCACAGCCGUCAUCGGGGACCUCGCCUCCCACUUUGGCUGCACCAUUGGCCUCAAGGACUCGGUGACUGCUGUCGUCUUUGUCGCCUUCGGCACUUCUGUACCAGACACGUUCGCCAGCAAGGCAGCAGCCAUCCAGGACGUGUACGCUGACGCUUCCAUCAGCAAUGUCACAGGCAGCAACGCUGUCAACGUCUUCCUGGGCAUUGGGCUGGCGUGGUCAGUGGCAGCGAUCUACUGGGCGUCACAGGGGCAGGAGUUCCAGGUGUCAGCCGGCACCCUGGCCUUCUCUGUCACCCUCUUCACCAUCUUCGCCUUCAUCUGCAUCAGCGUCCUCCUCUACCGCCGGCGGCCCCACCUUGGAGGGGAGCUGGGUGGUCCCCGAGGCUGCAAACUGGCCACAACGUUGCUCUUUGUCAGCCUCUGGCUGCUCUACAUCCUCUUCGCCACCCUGGAGGCCUAUUGCUACAUCAAGGGGUUUUAG
Messenger RNA from Indicator indicator, 2868 nucleotides. RefSeq names its product solute carrier family 8 member A3 (gene SLC8A3). Gene Ontology annotation, biological process: calcium ion import across plasma membrane; sodium ion transmembrane transport; cell communication. NCBI's taxonomy places the organism in Eukaryota, Metazoa, Chordata, Aves, Piciformes, Indicatoridae. The coding region runs from base 4 to 2868 and encodes 954 amino acids. The transcript is spliced from 10 exons. Gene Ontology annotation, cellular component: sarcolemma; postsynapse; axon. Gene Ontology annotation, molecular function: calcium:sodium antiporter activity. The record is from RefSeq and is a predicted model, not a curated record.